AUCUGAUUGGCUAGCUGUUAGGGCCAACCGGCGUUUACUAGAGUCAUUUGAAGCUGGCCCUGCUCAAGAGUUCGGUCCAGUAGAUACGAGGAUUUGAACAGCUCUCCUUGAAAACAGCAUCUAUCUUUCCCCAGCGCGUAAGAGAUUCAACUGACGUAAGUAAUGGAAGGUACUAAGGAUAAGAGCUCUAGAUCAAGCUCGAAAAUCAACUUGAAUGAGUCUAGCGUCCCGUUACUGGAGGAUGAGGUGACACUGAAAGAGGGCGAGAGCAAAGUGAACAUAGAAAUGGAUACUCGCUCUUCCGAAAAUGAAAAAGAAGAUAGUGGAAAAGGGAAAGAUGAAGAAGGCGAUGGAAAAAAUUCAGAGUCGAAAGAGGGUAAGGAUGCCAAAAAGAAGGCUAAGAAAGAGAAAAAGAAGGAAAAGAAAGAAAAGCCUCACAAGCGGACAUCUUCCUUGGCUGAAAAGUUAACAGCGGGUCUAAAUUUGCUGGAUAGGGAUGACAAGAACGUGAAUGAUCAUGUCAAUAUUGUGUUUGAAGAUGUUUUAGCAGAGCCAGCUGCAAAUCAUGGAUUCGAUGCUAUUUGGCGAUUAGCUUUCGUGGUGUUCUCUGGAACCAAGCUUUGGGUGUAUCGUAUACUGGCUGCCAUAUUGGCUAUUCCAUGUGGAUUUUUUUGGGGUUUAAUCUUCUCCCUCCUCGCUUUGCUCAACGUAUGGGUGAUCUCCCCUUCACUGCGAAUCUUUGAUGUCAUCCUGCACAUUCUGCACAGGGUAUGGAGUGGAAUUGUGCGAACACUCUUGGAUCCUAUUUUUCAGUCUAUUGGCCAAGUCUGCUCAAAUAUCAACAUAGUAAACACGAGACAACUUAUCCAGGAAGUUUAAAAGGAACUCUCUUGCUUUAUUUUUAUGUAAUAAGCUAAAAGCUUAGAGUACAUGUUGUAAAGCAUUUGAUCAAGUGCCUUUGGAGAGUACAGAUUUUAUAUAAAUACUUUAUCAUACUUUUUGUAAACAAUUUAUCUACAAGAUUUUUCAUUUUUCUACUUUUAUUUUCUAUUACUUGAAUUUUUUAGACGUUUCAUAUUCAGAAAUUUUGUAAACAUAUUCAACGUUUUAUGUUCAUGACUGAGAGGGAAGUUCGUAAUUUAAAGCAAUUCUAAAACAUUACUUAUGCUUUUAUGUGGGAAAAUCUUUUAAUUUUAUGUGUAAUCAUUUAUUAAAAUCAGUCUGAAAUUUAAAGCAUAUUGUUAUACUGUAUUAAAUAGAUUGAUUUCAGACUUUCCACAAAGCUUAAAAUUAAAGAGAGAAUGUGUAGUUAAGCGCUUUUCUAUUCAUCUAAUCUUCAUCUGGUAUAAAUUCAUUGUGUAAAUUACGAUAUUUUUUUAUCGUCAUGUUGUCUUUAAAGCCAUGGAUUUUCAUACUUAUGUGUUCCCUUGUGUCAUUCAUAGCUUCGUGUAUUAUUCAUAUGAAAGCUUGCUAAUAAAAGAGCAAUUCUGAAGAUUG
Molecule: messenger RNA, 1497 nt
Organism: Stegodyphus dumicola
Lineage: Eukaryota; Metazoa; Arthropoda; Arachnida; Araneae; Eresidae
Product: caveolin-1-like
Biological process (GO): caveola assembly
Cellular component (GO): caveola
Molecular function (GO): molecular adaptor activity
Source: RefSeq, a predicted model, not a curated record